CUGCAAACUUACUCAUUUAGUAGCCGGUGGGGUCAGUCUUCACCGUGUCUCCUUGGUAACUUGCUAAGUUGUUGCUAGGUUACCACACCGGAGGACUCUUUUAUGAACGUUUAUUUACGUUUUCAGCGGUAUUUUGGGUGUACUUGUUUUUAUCACUUUUGAACACCGGGGUAACAGUUUCUGCUCCAGGCAGCCCCGCCCACAAGUACUGCUCCGUGAGCCAAAGCGAAUGCACCUAGGCGCGCAUGCGCAGUGGUUCAUAACAAUGUGGCGGUCCUUACUACACUUAAAGCGGCGACCCUACGUUUUAACCUCUAAAGGAGUGUGUGUCCACCGCCUGCGCUGCAGCAGCAGCAGCAGUGUUGAGUCCUCCUCUAUCAGCUAUGAUGGGCUGUAUCCGGGACACAUCCAGACCACCCCGGUCCAGAAGGCCUUGCUGGCUGUCGGCUCAGGCGUGGCAGCGCUGCAGAACCCCUACAGACACGACAUGGUCGCCGUUCUCGGGGAAACGACGGGGCACCUGGCGCUGACGGCCCUCCGGGACCGGAUGAGAGACGACCCAGAGGGCUACGCCGUCCUGACAGAGAGGCCAAGGAUCCGCCUGUCCACGCUCGACCUCACCAAGAUGGCGGCGCUGCCAGACGGCUCCUUCGGGAGGGAGUACCUGCGUUUCCUGGAAGAAAACAACGUGACGCCCGACUCCAGAGCCGACGUGAGGUUUGUGGACGACGAGGAGCUGGCCUACGUGAUGCAGCGGUACCGGGAGGUGCACGACCUGCUGCACACGCUGCUGGGCAUGCCCACCAACAUGCUGGGUGAGGUGGCGGUGAAGUGGUUCGAGGCGGCGCAGACGGGGCUUCCCAUGUGCGCGCUCGGCGCCGCGCUGGGGCCGCUGCGGCUCAACGCCAGCCGGCUGCAGACCCUGCUCACCUCGCUGGGGCCCUGGGCCCUGCGGAGCGGCCGGCAGGCCCGCUGCGUCCUCAGCGUCUUCUACGAGCGGCGCUGGGAGCAGAACACGGAGGAGCUGCGAGAGGAGCUCCGCAUCCCGCCGCCGCCCGCCUCGCUCGCCAGGAGGAGCAGCUGAGGGGCCGGCGCCGGCUGAGGAGGCGUCCCGAUGCCCCAGAGCGACCGGUGACGGCGGCGAUCCGCCGUCUGGUUCUUUCCUCCGGUCUGGUUCUACAGACUGAACUCUGUUCUCUUCUUUUCUUUACUGGAAUGGAAAUAAAUGUCUGUUGUGUUCUGAA
This is a messenger RNA of Salarias fasciatus (jewelled blenny), 1244 nucleotides long. It is a transcript of the gene coq4, whose product is annotated as coenzyme Q4 homolog (S. cerevisiae). The record is from RefSeq and is a predicted model, not a curated record. Lineage: Eukaryota; Metazoa; Chordata; Actinopteri; Blenniiformes; Blenniidae. Gene Ontology annotation, biological process: ubiquinone biosynthetic process. The transcript is spliced from 7 exons. Gene Ontology annotation, cellular component: mitochondrion; mitochondrial inner membrane. Bases 230 to 1084 code for a protein of 284 amino acids.